AUGCCUCCUAAGCGCAAGGCGGCGGACAGCGGUCGGUCCAGCAGCGCAUCGAAGCGCCAAACGCCCGUCCCGGACAUUUCCAGCAGCGACGAGUACUCGGACCAGGAUGAUGUGCCGGAGGAGAAUAAUUUGAAAGAGGUCAUCAGCAAAUUCUCGCUGGAGUCGUUCAGCAAGAAAGCACAGGCCCAGAAGACAGAUCCUCGAUUCGGCUACAAAGACCUGUCCUUUCUCCCUCUCAAGCGCGACCACUACAACCGCCCUCUAUGGAUCGAGCCGCGCCUCAGGCGCAGGAUUUCCCUGACCACGAUCGCCGAACCGUUGUCGCGUCCGACCUACUUGCAUGAAUACCGCUUGACCGGACAUAGUCUGUACGCGGCGGUGUCGGUUGGUCUCAAACCGCAUGAUAUUGUGGCAUUUCUCGAUCGCCUAUCCAAGACCCCAAUCCCCGACAGCAUUCGGUCAUUUAUCGUCGAGUUCACCAAAUCGUAUGGGAAGAUCAAAAUGGUUUUGAGGCACAAUCACUACUACGUGGAAACGAGUGAUCCUUCAAUGCUGCAGCGCUUGUUGAAGGAUGAGGUGAUUGGCCCCCAGCGAAUCGAGAGCACUGAAGGCAUCAUUGAGCGGGCUGCACCGAAGAUGGGUGGCCUUGUGAUUCCCGGAACAAAGGAUGCGGCUGGUGUGAGAGAGACAGGUACUCAGCAAGAAAAUUCCACGGCGAGAGACCAGUCAGAGGACGCCGAGGCUGUCAACUACGGAAUCGACGAUGUGGGCGAGGACGAGACGGAGGAAGCAACCACGUACAGCUUCGAAAUCCCGGCCGCUGGGGUUGAGGUGGUCAAAGCCCGAUGUCAAGCGAUUGGAUGCCCUGCACUGGAAGAGUAUGACUUCCAAGGCGACACCGUCAAUCCCAAUCUGGAUAUGGAUUUGAAACCCGCCGCGCGCAUUCGUUCAUACCAGGAGAAGAGCUUGAGUAAGAUGUUCGGAAACGGACGCGCAAAGAGUGGCAUUAUCGUCUUGCCGUGUGGUGCUGGUAAAACCUUGGUGGGAAUUACUGCAGCAGCCACCAUCAAGAAAGGUACCAUUGUCCUUUGCACCAGCUCCAUGUCUGUGGUGCAGUGGCGGAACGAAUUCUUGCGGUGGACGACCAUCGACCCGAGUGACAUUGCUAUUUUCACAUCUGACCACAAGGAAAAGUUCAAGCGAUCGACCGGGAUUAUCGUGUCUACGUACUCCAUGGUCUCGCAGACCCGAGCUCGGUCUUAUGAUGCCCAGAAGAUGAUGGACUGGCUUCAGUCCCGGGAAUGGGGCAUGAUGAUUCUCGACGAGGUGCACGUUGUGCCGGCUUCGAUGUUCCGCAAGGUCACGUCUGCGAUCGCUGCCCAGAGCAAGCUCGGUCUCACAGCAACGCUGCUGCGUGAAGAUGACAAGAUUAAAGAUUUGAACUUUCUGAUUGGACCGAAGCUCUACGAAGCCAACUGGAUGGAGCUGGCUGCCCAGGGCCAUAUUGCCAAAGUCCAGUGUGCCGAGGUAUGGUGUCCAAUGACGACCGAGUUCUACUCGGAGUACCUACGAGAGAGCUCGCGGAAACAGGCUCUGCUCUACAUCAUGAAUCCGCGCAAGUUCCAGGCCUGCCAGUUCCUAAUUGAUUUCCACGAGAAACGAGGAGACAAAAUCAUUGUAUUCUCGGACAAUGUCUAUGCGCUUGAGCGGUAUGCACUGAAACUGAACAAGGCUUACAUCUACGGUGGAACUCCUCAAAACGAGCGCAUGCGCAUUCUGGAGAAUUUCCAACAUAAUGAGCAGGUCAACACCAUCUUCCUGUCGAAGAUCGGUGACACUUCGCUGGAUUUGCCUGAAGCAACUUGUCUGAUCCAGAUUUCGUCGCAUUAUGGUUCGCGUCGUCAGGAAGCCCAGCGACUAGGUCGAAUUCUGCGAGCCAAGCGCCGGAAUGACGAAGGAUUUAAUGCGUUCUUCUACUCUCUCGUCUCCAAGGACACCCACGAGAUGGUCUACUCCGCCAAACGGCAGGCAUUCCUCAUCGACCAAGGCUACGCCUUCAAAGUCAUCACGCACUUGCAGGGAAUUGACAAAUUCGAAGGACUGUCGUACUCGACCCCCGCGGAACGACGCGAACUCCUGCAGGAAGUCAUGCUGCAGAACGAGUCGUCCGCCGACGUGGAACAGGUCGCCGACGAUCUAUUCUCGAUGCGCUCCGGCAAGCGCCAGGGUGCGAAGAAGCCGGCCGCGAAACGCAGCGCGGCCACCCUUAGCGGUCUGGCCGGCGGUGAUGACAUGGCUUACAUCGAGUACAACAAGAGCAAGAAUAAGCAGCUGAAAGACAAGAGCCACCACCCGCUGUUCAUGAAGAUUGAGCGCGACCGCUUGCGGCGCAAGAAGGACCGUGAGAUGCAGGCGAAGAAUGAAUGA
Messenger RNA from Penicillium lagena, 2427 nucleotides. Its product is annotated as TFIIH/NER complex ATPase/helicase subunit SSL2. Gene Ontology annotation, molecular function: hydrolase activity; ATP binding; 3'-5' DNA helicase activity. Lineage: Eukaryota; Fungi; Ascomycota; Eurotiomycetes; Eurotiales; Aspergillaceae. The record is from RefSeq and is a predicted model, not a curated record. The coding region runs from base 1 to 2427 and encodes 808 amino acids. The transcript is spliced from 4 exons. Gene Ontology annotation, cellular component: nucleotide-excision repair factor 3 complex; transcription factor TFIIH holo complex; transcription preinitiation complex. Gene Ontology annotation, biological process: nucleotide-excision repair; transcription initiation at RNA polymerase II promoter.